CCUUGCGAGUUGUGACUAAUCCCUAAACCCAUGAAGCGCACUGAGUAUUCCUGCGAAAGCUUCAGUCUUUCUUCUCAGUUAAUGCUAAACCCAACAAAAAAAUGUAAAACUCCAAGGUAAGAUACUGCAUAUUCAUUUUCAUCCAUCUUAAUUUCUCCUUUCGUUGCUUUUUAUGUAUGUUUGAUCACAGUAGUUAUGACCCAUUUGCAGAAACUUAGAACAACAUCUAUUCUCAAAUGGGUUUCUUUAAAUUUAGUUGAAACCUUCAUUUCCGUAUCAAAGACACCGUUUUGGCCAUCUGGGUCUGUUUACAUUGCUCAAAACUCUAGAUUUUAUGGAACAAAAAGAGGGGUUGAGAACGCAAAUAUUGAAAAUAAAGUUAGAACUUCACCAGCUAGUAGUGAUUCUAAUUAUGUUGUUAAACUAUCUUCUGCUGCUUGGAAGGCAGCUCAAGCUGCAUUGUUGGAGUAUUUGCACUUGACUAGGAAUUUACAGUUCUUGGAAGCUGAGAAUAUGAGCAAAAACUCACCUUAUUUUGUCGAAAAGCUGUUAAAAUGGGUGGAGCAGGAGUUGGAUUUGAAGGAGAUUAUUUCUCGGUUUUUGCGGUAUCAUCCUAUUAAUGAAUUUGAGCCUUUCUUUGAGAGUAUGGGAUUGAAACCUAGUGAGUACAGUCCUUUUCUUCCACGCAAUUUGAUGUUCUUGAGUGACGAUAAUUUGUUGCUAGAGAACUAUUAUGUUUUGUGUAAUUAUGGUGUUGAGAGAAAAAAGAUAGGGAAGAUGUAUAAGGAGGCAAGGGACAUUUUUCAAUAUGAUUGUGGAGUUCUGUCAACGAAGCUUCAAUCGUAUGAGAAACUGGGGCUUAGUCAGAGUAUUAUUGGUAAAGUUAUUGUAUGUAGUCCUUAUAUCUUGAUUGGGGAUGUAAAUAGGGAGUUUGUUAAGGUGUUAGAGACAUUGAAUAGUAUAGGGGUUAAAUUCAGUUUGAUCGAGGAGCAAUUGAUGGAACAGAAUUCUUAUAAUUGGAGUAAAAUGCUUAGGCUUUUAAGCUUAUUUAGCGAGAUGGGUUUGAGUGAGGAGCAGUUAGGUACAUUAAUCUGGCAACAUCCAGGACUGCUCUUGGAGGGUUCGGGGGAUGGAGCACGUACUCUGAUAGGGCUUUUAUUAAAAUUUGGGUCUACUCUGGAUGAAGUUCGUUUGAUGUUUCUGCAGUUCCCACAAAUUCCAGUGGGAAGAUUUUUCACAAAUUUGAAGGAAUGCUUUAUGUUCUUUUUAGAGAUUGACAUGCAGAUGGAUGAGAUUGGUAAGAUUUUCCGAUCUCAUUCCAUGUUGCUGGGUACAUGUACGUUAAAGAGACCUAAUAGCAUUUUGUGCAUGUUGAAUGUUGGGAAGAAGCGACUUUGUGAAUACAUCCAGGAGAAUCCCAACAAUCUGGAAAAUCUAGUUAGGGGUUCAAAAGUUGAACGAUUACCGAGGUCAAGAGACAGAGAAAGAUCUCUAAUGGUGAAGACUAAGUUCUUGGAGGACGUGGGAUUAAUACAGAAUCCAAAUGAAGCAGAAAGAGCAGUGAAGCCUUUUCGAGGCAGAGGAGAGGAGCUUCAGGAGAGAUUUGAUUGUAUUGUGAAUGCUGGCUUAGAUAGAAAGGAUGUUUCUGAAAUGAUUAGAGUUUCCCCUCAAAUUAUUAACCAGAAAAAGAAUGUCAUUGAAGCAAAAAUGGAUUUUCUUGUGCAUGAUAUGGGUUAUCCCAUAUCAUCUUUAUUGCAAUUUCCAUCAUAUCUAAACUAUACAAUGCAGAGGAUCAAGCUUAGGCUAUCGAUGUAUAAUUUGCUUACAGAACAAGGAAAGGCGGAACCUAUGUUGGCCUUGAGUACUCUCAUUGCAUGCUCGAAUAACACAUUCAUGAAGCGGUAUGUACAUAAGCAUCCGAAAGGCCCUCAAGUUUGGCAGGAUUUAAAGAAACAAAUUUAUUUAGAGCUGUAGAAGUCAGUUCUUGUAGUUUGUACUUCAUUGGGUUCUACCAUUCAAUGAGCCAAGUCAUUGCUGACAAGAUUCAUGAUUUUGUUGUUCUACAAGCCGAGAGAUUCAUCAAACUGCUAUGUCCACGCAAAAAAAUGCGAAAGCUGAUUUUCUGUAAGUAGAGAUGGAUCUUUUCCCCAGAAAAAAGGGGGAAUGGGGACCAGAAAAUUCCCGUCACCGGGGACGGGGAUAGAGGUCUCUGGUUAGCAUUACCAAGGCAUUCUUGCUGGUAUUGGCCAUGGCAAUCUUCUCCGCCACCGUCUCUGCUCAGAAAGCUCUGGCGCCAGCGCCUUCUCCGCACACAGGAGCUGGGCUUUCUGUCCCUGUUCCUUGUUCAGUUGUUCUCUGUUUUGGGUCUCUUGAAGCAUUAAUUAGAGGAUAUUUGUUUGGUAUAGAGAGUUUAAAUUUAUUGCUAUUCUUUGUUUACUGAGUUAUUUGUGAUUUUGGGAGGAGAUUGAAGAGAUUGUAUUCUGUUGAUUCUUUGUUAUUAAUAUUAUUUAGGGACAAGGAAUGAGGCCGUAGUCUGGGGCGGGAAUCUCCCGGCCCGCGCCCCUCUCUGUCUGUAAGUAACCUAAGUGAAACCGUGACAAAAAGAUCAGUACUUGAAUUAUUACUGAGGAUUUAAGAACAGCUCAUCAAU
Molecule: messenger RNA, 2650 nt
Organism: Pistacia vera
Lineage: Eukaryota; Viridiplantae; Streptophyta; Magnoliopsida; Sapindales; Anacardiaceae
Product: transcription termination factor MTEF18, mitochondrial-like
Exons: 1
Coding region: 196-1974 (592 amino acids)
Biological process (GO): regulation of DNA-templated transcription
Molecular function (GO): double-stranded DNA binding
Source: RefSeq, a predicted model, not a curated record